AUGACGCACCAGCCACCACAGUUCCAGACCGCCAGCUCGUACGAGAUGGUCAUGGGCUUUGUGCACGCGGUGGACUGGUCUGAGCCGUGGCUGCUGGCGGUGGUGGGUGGCCACGUGGCGGUGGCACUCGCUGCGCUCACCUCGCGCAGCUCGCAAGUCGGACAAGCGAGCAUCUACGUCCUCGCACUCGGCAUCGUGUACAGCAUGGAGCGAAUCAACAAGUGGGCAGCCGACAACUGGGCCUCGUUUGCCUCGCAGAACUACUUUGAUGCCAACGGCGCCGGCUGGUCUGCUGUUCAAGGUUGGUAA
Messenger RNA from Thecamonas trahens ATCC 50062, 309 nucleotides. RefSeq lists its product as uncharacterized. Lineage: Eukaryota; Apusomonadida; Apusomonadidae. The transcript has 2 exons. The coding region runs from base 1 to 309 and encodes 102 amino acids. The record is from RefSeq and is a predicted model, not a curated record.